Molecule: messenger RNA, 948 nt
Organism: Penicillium atrosanguineum
Lineage: Eukaryota; Fungi; Ascomycota; Eurotiomycetes; Eurotiales; Aspergillaceae
Product: arylamine N-acetyltransferase family protein
Exons: 2
Coding region: 1-948 (315 amino acids)
Molecular function (GO): acetyltransferase activity
Source: RefSeq, a predicted model, not a curated record
AUGGCUUCUUAUUCGCCGGAACAACUGCAUCGGUAUUUUGACCGGGUCGGGCUUCCUCAAAUCUACCGACAGUCUAGUGUGGCCCAGAAGGACGAGCAACUUUCCCUGCAAUUUUUGGAAUUACUGCAGCGUUAUCAGCUGGCAGCUGUGCCCUUUGAGAAUCUCAAUCUUCAUUACUCGACCCACCGCACCAUAUCUAUAGACUAUGAACAGGUUUUCGACAAGAUUGUCGAUAACAAAUCGCGACGGGGCGGCUACUGCAUGGAGAACAACACCCUGUUUGGAACUGUCUUGCGGACCCUGGGCUACGAUGUCACAUCAGUCGGAGGCCGAGUCAAUGAAGCCGUACAGCCUAUGUCGGCAUCUAAGAGCUGGAAGGGCCCGAAAUACAGUGGAUGGAACCACAUGGUGAAUGUCGUUACUAUCGGGGAACAAAAAUAUCUCAUCGACGUGGGAUUUGGCUCCAAUGGGCCCCACCAGCCCGUGUCAUUGGUGGAGAACUUUGAGUUCCACAACACCGGAGAUCAAUGUGGUCGGCUCGUUCACGCACCGAUUGCUCAACACACGAGCAAGGGCCAAUAUGUGUGGCAAUAUGAGAUCCGCAAUGGGGCCGAAAAUGCAUGGACCCCCGCUUAUUGCUUUACCGGAACUGAGUUCAUACCCGAAGACUUCGAAAUCAUCAAUUACUACAUGAGCACCAACCGGGCAAGUUGGUUUACCUUCCACGUUGUUUGUGUACAAAUGAUCAUCGAUGAGAAUAACGAGGUUGUUGGGGAUCUGACUCUGUUCAACAACACUCUCAAGCGACGGAAUGGGGCAACGUCUGAGGUGUUAGAAUCGUUCAAAUCUGAAGAGGAGCGCGUGGCGGCCCUGGAAAAGUAUUUCCAAAUUUGCGUUUCGCGGGCGGAUAAGGAGGGCAUUCGCUACACCGUUUCCGAGAUCCUUUAG